GAAUCAAACCAGUCUUAGUUCGCUCUCAGCCGCGGGAAGUGUACUCCAAUCAUGGUUACAACAGUGUAAAAACUAUUCAAUUUACUUUUUUACUAAAAACGAAUUGAAAAUAAACAAUAGUUAAGUGAAAAUAUAUAAAAAAUGGCGGGAGUUUUGACUUUGACAGUUUUGUUAUGCCUUUUUAGUUUAGGCAAAGGUAUUGAUGUACAAAGGCUGAACUUAGAACAGGUUUUAAUACUCAGCCGGCAUAAUGUGCGGACGCCGUUGACCGGGGAACUAGAAAUGUAUGCUUCGAAACCGUGGCCAAAAUGGAACGCUUCUUCCGGACUUUUGACCAGAAAAGGUUACCAACUCGAAGGUUAUAUGGGCGAAUAUAUAGCCGACUGGUUUGCAACUGAAAACUUUUUCAAUGGAUGCCCUAAAGAAGAGGAGAUAAUUGUUUAUUCAAAUACCAAACCACGGACUAUAGCGUCUGCAAAAGCAUUUGCAGAAUCCGCGUUCAAAAAUUGCAAUAUCACAGUGAAACAUCAUGAAAACUUGGCAGCCAUGGACCCUAUGUUUUUGCCUAUAUUUCACAAUAAAACGGAUGCGUUCAAACAACAAGCGCGCGAAGAAAUGACGAGAAAAUUAAACGAAGUCGAUUUGACUGAAGCUUACAGAGAAAUGACAAGAAUUUUAAACAUGCAGUCUUCCGAUGUUUGCAAAAAGCUGAUGAUUUGCGAUUUAGUGGCUCUCAAAUCUGAUAUAGUCACAGAAGAUGGUGAAGAACCGAAUGUAAAUGGACCGUUAUUUAUCGCUAAUGCGAUCGUCGAUUCGUUUAUCAUGAGCUACUAUGAGGGAAUGCCAUUAAGUGACGUAGCUUGGGGAGAAAUGCAAGAUAAUGCUACUCAGUGGGAACUCCUAACUAGCAUAGCAAGAGAAAAUCAAAAUGUCCGAUUUAAUUUAACAUCAGCAUCAAAGGAUGUAGCUGGACCGCUCCUAAAAUACAUGUACAAUAUUUUCAAAAGUGGAACGCCGAAAUUCACACUGCUAGUCGGCCAUGAUUCGAAUUUGAACGCUGUGAUCAACGCAUUCGAUUUUCAACCGUUUGUUCUUCCGGGGCAGUUUGAGCCGUUCCCUAUUGGCGGGAAGGUUAUAUUUCAAAAAUGGAGCGAUGCGAAUGAGAAAUAUUUGAAAAUAGAAUAUGUUUAUCCAACCGUCAAACAAUUGAGGAAUGGGGAAAAAUUGUCGCGUCUAGACCCUCCCCAGAGAGUCUUGUUAAAACCAAAAGGUUGCAAAAUGUCGCCCGCCAGCUUCUGUCCUUGGAGUGAAUUUCUGAAAUUAAACACAUUCUCAUAAU
Molecule: messenger RNA, 1339 nt
Organism: Helicoverpa zea (corn earworm)
Lineage: Eukaryota; Metazoa; Arthropoda; Insecta; Lepidoptera; Noctuidae
Product: glucose-1-phosphatase-like
Exons: 1
Coding region: 142-1338 (398 amino acids)
Biological process (GO): dephosphorylation
Cellular component (GO): outer membrane-bounded periplasmic space
Molecular function (GO): sugar-phosphatase activity
Source: RefSeq, a predicted model, not a curated record